AUGCAGGCCACUUCAGUGGUGGAAACAGAUUCUGAUAAAAACUACCAUAAAAAUGGAGGAAACCUCCAUAAAGAUAAACCUAAGAAAGAAAAUGUGUUAUUUUCCAAUGGUUGCAACGAAGUCAAAUCAGCUUUUCCUGAUGGUGAAUGGGAUUCUUUGGCAGCAGAACACAGAGAUAGUGACAAAGAAAUCAGCAGUAUUGACAAGAUAGAUUUAUCAGAACCAUCUUUUUCAGCAAAUCAAGAUACUAAUGUAGAGAAUAAUUUCUCUCAGUCAAGUGAAUUUGAAGACAGUGUUGACUAUGCUUUUUUGAAUGAAACAUACUUUAUACAUUGUUCAGAAUCAAAACUCAAGAACGAAAAUCUUCCACGUUUUUAUUCAGAAUUACGUCCUGAAGUACACAAAAAAGUGGAGACAUUUUUUGACAUUUUAGGAGCUCAAGAUGAAUCUAGUGUUAGAUUGGAAAGGAGGCAUGAGACUCCGGCUGGAGACUGUGGAGACCUACAGAGAAGUGACGUGGACGAUGACUCCCAGCAGGAGUACCACAGCGCAGAGCAGGAGUGCAUAAGUACACACUUACCUUUUGACCCAGCUAAAACAGUGGGCAAAUCGAAUCUAGACGUUAGCGAGUUGAAAACAUCAGGCUCUGGCAUUAAAUGUGUUGGCAAUUUAGAAGCUAAUCAUGUUAAGUUGGAGAGUGUUCCUAGCCCCUCUUUGGAGUCACUUGAUGUUUCUGCACAAGAAUGUUUGCCUCUUUCCUCUAAAUCUCAGAGUUCUGAUACGUCAAAAGAAUAUCAUCAGCCCAAAUUUGAAAAGUGUAAGGAACAAGAGAUUGGUUUACUAAACCGUAAAGCGUUUGAUAUUUUUCAGAGAAGCAGCUCUCCCUUAAACCCUCAGAAAGUACCCCAAACUAAAAUGUAUGCUAAAGAAAUGAAAUCCCAGACAGCUGAAAGUAAAGAUUUUUGUGGAAAUAGAAAUUUCCAGAACAAAACGCUACAAUGCUCUGAGAGCCCUAUCUCCUUUCCUCCAGAUCAAACCCUUGGGACACAACUGAAGGCUGAUAAUCUUCACCAGACUACUGGGGCUUUCAUUUUUGAUGACUCAGUCAUUUCUCUCUGUGGCUCUUUGCAAUACAAAAGCCUCCCUGGUCCAGGCUUUUUUUCUUUUGAGCUUCCAAAGGUGGCAGUCACAGAUACUCAGGCAGAAGUAGAGGACAGCUGCCUACGCCCUGUAAAAAGUGGUGCCGCAGAUAAAACAUGCUCUCAUGAUGUGAAGGAAGAGUGUCUUAAGUCAGUGCCAGAUGCAGCCAGCUGUUCGCUUCCAGUUCAGCCGACACUGGAUGCCAGCAGAGGGGCAAGUGCAAGAUCUUCUGUACUGUCUACAUCAAGCAGCACGGAGAUGCCAGUGCUGAGAAGACAGCAGCCUGAGGAGUGGCAGUGUGAGAAACAAAGUGUAGCCUGUAAUACCGACUGGUCCUGCAGACAGGACUGCAGGGAUGCACAGACGACUGCACCAAACGGGCCAGGAAAGUCACUCUCAAUGGACUCGCUCAAGCCUAGUGGGAAUUCUCUGAAUGAGAAUUCCUUGGAAUUAAGAAAAACAUUUGAUGCCACAGACAGAAAGAAACACCUUGAGAGGGCAUUUCAGCUUUGUGAAGAGAUGAAUUUGCCAUCAAAGUGCUGUGAGAAAACUGUCGAGAGGGCCGUGAAGGCAGAGAUGCACCUUCUGGAUGUCUGCUAUCAGAUGUGCCAUCGCCACUGCAGUCAUGUCUACAGACUUGUAAUGGAGAGUAGAGCUGGCCUCAAUAGGAAUUUACCAAGUAAUUCUGCCAAGAAGGAAUUAGGAUCAACACUGCUGUCUGUUCUGGGAGACUUGAAAGUUAGGUACAUGAACUUGAAAGAAAAAGUCCACAAGGGCAUACCGCUGGAGGAGCUGCCCCCACUGUCAGUGGAAGCCAAACUGUUAUCUGCUUUCUCCGAUUUUGCUUCCAGGCUAAUAGAAGAAGAGGCAUGUGGCCUUUCAGGAGCAAAUUCUGAGCUGGAUAAUCAAAGUGUACCUGAUGUUGAUACUUCUCCAAGCCUAGAAACAACAUUGUCCCAGAUGUCCCUUGUAGCUGACAAUAAUCAUCCUAAACAAGAUGAAUCACCCGUGAAUGAUGGUUUUAAAAAUGGCGAUAUAAACAUAGACUUUACUCAGCUGAAGCUCGAUGAUAAAGAAUACAAAAGCUUUCGUGAAGUCAGUGAAGACUGGUUUGAUGCAACGGAGAGGCUGACUGGAGUUGACUUCUCAGGAGCUCAGGAAAAUGGAAUCGAACACGAUGGGUGGAACCCAAAGAGUCCAUUAGAAAUGAAGAAUGGUGAGUUGCUUCGAAGAAGUAAAGGCUUUUUGAUCCAUGUUGGUGGUCUUUGCCCUUCUGUAUCUGAGGAUGACUUAAGGUCUCAUUUCCAGAAAUACCAAGUUUCUGACAUUUCAAUUUAUGAUUCUACUAAUUACAGAUAUGCAUCUCUUGCUUUUGCAAAAACCAGUAAUGCAAAGAAGGCUGUGAAGGAGAUGAAUGGUAUAGAAAUCAACGGGAAGUCAGUGAACGUGCGGCUUGUGAAAAUCCCUGGAGAGCACACACCACCACUCUUGUCCAAAAACGGGACUAGCACUAAUGUGAGUCAUUUGGAGAAAAAUAGCAACAAAGAAGGCACCUUCACCUCUUCUGCUUGUAGACUGCCCAGAGCUAGACCAAGGCAGCUGGAGUCUGAACAGGACAGUGAGUUUCCUCCCUUGGACCAGGGUGUCAAGAAAAAUUGUAACCAGAUUGAAUCUGCUCAGUUAUUACCUGAGACACCUGUUCAGGUCAUACCUUCAAAUACAUUGAACCUUCGCAGCUUCACCAAGAUCAUGAAGAGACUGGGUGAGCUGCAUCCAGAUAUCAGCAGAGACCACAUUAUAGAGGCUCUUCAGGAAGUGAGGAUAAAUCAUAAAGGUUUUCUGAAUGGUUUGUCCAUCAAUACCAUUAUCAAAAUGACUUCAUCUUUUCUGAGAAACUCGCUUCACGUUAGGAAUAAAUGAAGCAAUAUAGAGAGAAAAUCCUUGGAAGGUAUGAGGACUCUUCAUCAGCGAACAUUCUACAGCACUUAGGGAAAGUUGUGGUAAUACAAUCAACAGCCUCUAUAUUUGAACCUCUAACACUUUAUUCUAGUUGAUAGUCCUCCUUUAAAAUCUGGCAACAACAGAUUUAUCUAUAGUAUUAAAAUCUGCAUGUUUUAUUAAGUUGAUAAGCUUUAUUUCAGAAUUACUAUUCAAGACUUCAAGCUGCAUAUUUUGGAUCAGAAAAGACAUCAUGUCCAUUUAUAAAUCAUCAUUAAUAAGUGCAUUUUAAAAGUACUGUCCAGAAAAAAGUUUGCUAUACUGCUUCAAAAUUCAUUGCAUAU
Messenger RNA from Microtus ochrogaster (prairie vole), 3422 nucleotides. It is a transcript of the gene Rbm44, whose product is annotated as RNA binding motif protein 44. Gene Ontology annotation, biological process: mRNA splicing, via spliceosome. NCBI's taxonomy places the organism in Eukaryota, Metazoa, Chordata, Mammalia, Rodentia, Cricetidae. The record is from RefSeq and is a predicted model, not a curated record. Gene Ontology annotation, cellular component: catalytic step 2 spliceosome. Gene Ontology annotation, molecular function: mRNA 3'-UTR binding.